Messenger RNA from Fundulus heteroclitus (mummichog), 2241 nucleotides. RefSeq names its product RNA binding fox-1 homolog 1, like (gene rbfox1l). The transcript is spliced from 12 exons. Lineage: Eukaryota; Metazoa; Chordata; Actinopteri; Cyprinodontiformes; Fundulidae. The coding region runs from base 9 to 1436 and encodes 475 amino acids. Gene Ontology annotation, molecular function: mRNA binding. The record is from RefSeq and is a predicted model, not a curated record. Gene Ontology annotation, cellular component: cytoplasm; nucleus. Gene Ontology annotation, biological process: regulation of alternative mRNA splicing, via spliceosome; nervous system development.
UCAACUGAAUGACAUACAGAAGCACACUUGUUGCACUCCAUACCCUCUCUUUUCCGGACAGAAUAUUUGUUCUUCUAAGGAGUUUCUUUGUAUUUUUUUUUUCCAUUCAGGUGAAACACAGCCUUAACCCUCUUUCCUUUCACCUCGGAGGAUCUUCUGUGACUUCUUGUUUGGGAUUUUUCCUUCUUUUUUUUUUUUACAGCUUGGUCCCCGAUCUGUGUGAAUACAAACCUCCUCCGUUCCCCUUGCCUUCCUUUCUCCUUUCCCCCUCCAUUUCCCGGGCUAUGCUCUCCUCACCCACUGUGAUCCUCCAGCCUUACGGACUUCCCGUCUACCCACAGACAACCACAUGCUACCCCAGCAUAGUUCAGGGGGGGCCUGCCCAGGAGGCCGGCGCCGGCAGCGGAGACCCCGCCCUCCCCCAGGUCUACGCCCCUCCCCCCUCGUACCCUCCACCGACCCAAGGCCCACCGGUGUCUGCCGGCAGAUUGCCCACUCUUGAUUUCAGCUCCCCACACCACAGCUCUGACUACCCCGAACACCCCCAGCUCAGAGUCUAUCAGGGCCCCCAGCACGAGGGGGCUGACACCCUGACCUCCAGCAACACGGAGGACGCUUUGGCCGCCGUGACGUCCGACCCUCAGUCUCUCAGUGUUGCCGUGCCAUCGGGGGCCGGAGCGGGAAGCGGGACAGAGGAGGAGAGCUCAGGGAAGGCCCAACCAAAACGCCUGCAUGUCUCCAAUAUCCCUUUCCGUUUCAGAGACCCAGACCUCCGGCAGAUGUUUGGGCAAUUUGGCAAAAUCCUUGAUGUAGAAAUCAUCUUCAACGAACGAGGAUCAAAGGGUUUUGGAUUUGUGACUUUUGAGAGUGCUACAGAAGCAGACCGAGCGAGAGAAAAGCUAAAUGGGACGAUUGUAGAAGGGAGGAAGAUUGAGGUCAAUAAUGCCACUGCAAGAGUAGUUACCAAGAAGCCUCAGACACCGCUUUUGAAUGGAGAAAUUUCAACAUCUGGUUGGAAAAUCAAUCCUGUAAUGGGGGCAAUGUAUGCGCCUGAGCUUUAUACAGUCGCCAGUUUUCCAUAUCCUGUAGCGACUCCUACCUUGGCCUACCGGGGAUCGGCACUGCGGGGCCGGGGUCGUGCCGUCUACAACACCAUUCGCUCUGCAGCAGGCAGUCCUGCAGCCGUGCCUGCCUAUCCUGGGGUGGUAUACCAGGAUGGACUGUAUGGAGCAGAAGUUUAUGGUGGAUAUCCUACAGCGUACAGAGUGGCUCAGUCUGCAUCCGCUGCCACCGCAGCCUACAGUGAUGGGUACGGACGAGUUUAUACCGCAGCAGCCGACCCUUAUCACCACUCAGUUGGACCAACGACGACAUACGGAGUCGGUACAAUGGCUAGCUUGUACCGAGGAGGAUACAACCGCUUCACGCCGUACUGAGCCUCCCCAGAUGUUUGCAUCUGUCAUGAACUCUGGGUCGGGGGAAAGGUCAUGGAAUCUUAAAGCUUGGAAAUGUGGAAAAGCUGUGUGUGUACAUUAUCUUCUAUUGAGACUAACAAGAGUGUCACAGUGGAUCCUUUAGGACCCGUUUGUCUGCUGAAGAAAAAAGGAUCUGACGUAAUUUAUUAAGCUUUUACCUGAGUUUGUUUUAGUGAACCGACUUUACAGAGACAUUGGCUGGUGUUAAAUGCUGUGAGACUAGUUUUGUGUGUUUUUAAAAGAAAAAAAACAAACAUCAAAAACAUUUCAGGGGUCAGAAUGUACAAAAAGACAUUUUGUACAAUAUUGAAUGACUUAUCUUGGAUGGUGCCCUGUUUUUGAGUGUGUGAGUGUGGGACAGAGACACAGCUGCAACGCUAGGAUCACCAACGACUUGUAAAGUGCCGUCUGUCUGGAUGUAGCUGGAAUCAAGUUUCUUCUCACCCUAACCAUCUACCUCUCGUGCAUUUUUUAGAUUUUCAGAUAGCUGUCGUGUUGUUUGGUCGGCUUCAUUGUCCAACCUUUCGGUACGUGUAGCCAAAUUGACACAGACAGUAGCUUUUGUUUUACAUUAACCUUUCUGGCUUUCUGGGAACUUUCUCGUCCUUGGCUGCAGCUCUUACUGUUAUUUCCUAUAUGUUAUGCCUUCUUUAUCACUCGGAGCUCUUGAAUAGUCUGUUUCUGCCUUUCCUUUGUUUCUAUUGCACUCUUUUUUUCUGCUAUGUUUGAUGUUUACCUCUGAUUAAACUUACUUUCCUCUCUUUUC